AUGUCCACACCGGAAAAGGAGUUUAUAACUAGAUUCUUGUCACUUGCGACAAUUAAUCCACCUCUUCUGGCUUCGAAUUACAAAAAACCGCUUCAAGCGGUAGAAACACUGGGUGUUGCGCUUCCACCGUUAAGAUACAAGUAUGAUGCCAACAAGAACAAGAAUUCUGGAAAUUGGUCCGACGGGGAGAUUCAUUUGUCAAUGAAAUCCAUCAGACCUCCUAAGUUUGCAUUGUCGCGGUCUUUUUUGGGAAAUAAUACUAUUUACCAAGUCAAGGCAUUCAUUGUAAUGCAGGAAGAAGCCGUUCACGAUGCCACUCAACUAAAAGUACUACUCAAGGGCAAAGUUUUACACGACAAUUUACUGUUGUCGGACCUGAAAGUUUCGGAAGCGCAACUGACCGUUUUAGUUGCCAAACCGGAACCGAAUGCUCCAAAUAAUAAAAAUGAGACGUCUUCUACCAUGGAAACCAGUAAAGCCAAAUUGAUGGUUCCCUGGAAGGAUAUACGAUCAAUAUUGCUGCAAAAACUCGAAGACGAGACAACAGCUCAGGAGAUUUUUAAUCGACUCCAAAGAGGCUGGGAAGUGACUGAAUUACCAUAA
Molecule: messenger RNA, 603 nt
Organism: Lachancea mirantina
Lineage: Eukaryota; Fungi; Ascomycota; Saccharomycetes; Saccharomycetales; Saccharomycetaceae
Source: the annotation of a GenBank genome assembly